Messenger RNA from Babesia microti strain RI, 1155 nucleotides. RefSeq lists its product as hypothetical. Lineage: Eukaryota; Apicomplexa; Aconoidasida; Piroplasmida; Babesiidae. The transcript is spliced from 8 exons. Bases 1 to 1155 code for a protein of 384 amino acids. The record is from RefSeq and is a predicted model, not a curated record.
AUGGGUUGGUGUAUCAAAAAAGAAGCUGAAUUGCAGCAAGAAGCAGGCAACAAAAAGCAAGAUGAAUGUGUAGAUGAAAAGGUUGUUAAUGGUGACGAAUGCAAUUGUGAGUUAAAUGAAACUGCCGUUAGAGAUGAACAGGAAUAUCCAAAGUUCAAUUCAAUUUGGGUCAAUCCAUGGCAAAGAAUAGAGCCUAGGGAAAAAUUUUUGAGAUAUUGCCUUGUGUUAGGAAUUUUCCCAUUUACCUUCAUAGGGUGUAUCGUCGGUGCAAUUUAUGGGACAUUUAUUAGACGCAAGCGACGACAAAUUCAUGAUAAAUUACACCGCGCAAAUCUCGUGGCAUGUAUACUUUACAUGUUUAUUAGUGCAAUAAUUGCAUCACUUAUUUUAGCAUCUUCACAAAAGGGCAAGAUUCCUAAAUUGAGGCCGAUUCCACAAUUUUUACGUUCAGAAGGCAAUGAGUUUUCAAUAAUUUCGACCAAUGGAGGCUUUAAAAACACCUUGCUCAUAAUUGAGCAGGGCAAGGGGAUUUUGCCGGAGACGAUACCAGAUGCGCAAAAAUACGGAUUCAACGUCACUCAUGCUACACUCUUAAAGAAAGAAGAUGAAUUGAUGCGUGAUGAUUUAGUUUGGGAAUCACUAACUAAAGGCUUGAAAUUGGAUCCAAAAAAUACACUCAUCACUGCUACAGUAGGUAGAUCUAAUGCUGAAGAUAUCAAACAUGGGAACUUGGAUGAGUGGAUGGGGUUAUUGCUGGUGAACGAAACUGUUGGUGAGAAGACCGAUGAUAAAUUCAUGGUCAAAUUUUUGAACAAAAAAAUAAUGUGCAAUGGCAAUGAAACUUGGAUGUUUUCUACAAUUCGCCCAAGCGGCGCACCUAACUAUUACAUCUCCCGGGACAAAGCAUUUGAAGUGUUAAAGACACACAUUACUAAAAAUAAAGCGCCGCAAUUAGUAGGUGAAGCCAUAGUUCCAGUCCAUGUCGAUGCAAAUCCCAAAGUCCCUACCCCUGUGGAUCAGAACAUCUUAGAGGAUUUUGUCCAGUCAGUACAUUCAAUGGACGUUAAACAUGAUCCCAAAAGUGACAUUGUCCAAAAAAUAUGCUCCAUGUCAACUAGUCACGUCAUACCAUCAACACAUUUCACCAAACCAUAA